AUAAUAGUUCAGUUCUCAAUUAUCACUUCAUGUGAAAAGUUCCAGAAAAUAUUUUGUGCUCCUGUGUGUUAUUUGAAUUACUUAAAAAAAAUGGCAAACGUGGAUUUGUUGAAUUUUUCCAAUCCAGUUUUUAGCUCGUACGCAUACUGGGGUGCAAUAUUGGUUUUAAAAUGUUUCUUCAUGAGUCCAUGGACUGCGUAUUUCCGAUUCAAAAACAAAACACCGGCUAGUCCAGAGGAUGCGGUGGCUAUGGGUGCUCGUGGUGAAAUUAAAAUAAAUACCAAUAAUCCAGAGGUUGAACGAGUUCGACGCGGACAUUUGAAUGAUUUGGAAAAUAUUUUGCCAUAUUUAUUCGUUGGUUUGUUUUACGUAUUGACAAGUCCAUCGGUGUUUUUGGCCACAACACUAUUUAAAGUCGCCGCUAUUGCUCGUAUCGUUCAUACCAUUGUAUAUACGGUCAUUGUGGUGCCACAACCAGCCCGCGGAAUUUCUUGGUUUAUUCACUACUUAAUUGGCAUCUAUAUGGCCAUUUCAGUUGUACUCUAUAGCAUGUAAAUUUUUGGGAAAAAAAAUUAAAUAUGGAGUAGGAUAUGAUAAAUAAAUAUAUAUUUUUUUAUUCCAAAUUUACUUGGUUAAAGAAAUUACUUAAUCAAUUUCAA
Molecule: messenger RNA, 659 nt
Organism: Contarinia nasturtii (swede midge)
Lineage: Eukaryota; Metazoa; Arthropoda; Insecta; Diptera; Cecidomyiidae
Product: microsomal glutathione S-transferase 1-like
Exons: 3
Coding region: 91-555 (154 amino acids)
Cellular component (GO): membrane
Source: RefSeq, a predicted model, not a curated record